GAAACGUAGAAAAUACCUAUUUUAGAGUUUAGGUACCGACUUCGGUGCCAACAGUCUUAGAGCUACAUUAUUACAAGUACUCGAUUGAAUUUUUAUCAUCGUUUUAAAUAUAUCUCAUAAUUAUGCAUUUCAAGUGCGCCCUUAUUUUCUGCGCGCUGUAUUUACUAACGUCAGCAUGGAGCACCGGACUGAACCGUGAUCAAUUAGAACUGUUGCAAGACCUGUAUAAACCUUACAAACUGACUAGUAAUGGAGUUAGUGUGCAGACAAUCAGAGAACUUGUGGAUAAUGCUUUUGAAAUGGAAGAUUCUACCCUUGAGAUUCGAUUCCGUUCAGAUCAGCCCGAUUCUAUGAAUUUAUUUAAUUUAUUGUGGACGUUGGUCGAUAACAAAGUCAAACGUGUUGACAAAAUCAAGGUUAAAAAACUCACUUUUUUGGAAGUAACGUUGUACCUAGAUGAGUUUGAGGAACUCUUCAAAUCGCAUGAUCAAAAUGGAUAUAUUUAUCUUAAACAGCUAUCGGGAUUUUUCGGUUAUUGGCAAACUAUAAAUUAUGCAUUACACAAAAAAUUUAAAAAUCUUGAAACCGAUGACUACACUGUAAUGAACGCGGUGGAUUUCUUGUUGACUAUAAUGGAUAUCAAACCAAAAGGCCGUGGUCUGACACUAGCACAAAUAGAAAUGUUUGUUGAUUUGUACGGAGCACACAAGACAUCCGACGGCAUUGACGCUGACGCGAGUGGAGAAGUGUUCCAAACGCUUGGUAUACAAAUAGAAGACGAUUUGAAAAACCUAUUGACGUCCAAACGAUCCCCUGAAGUAUUGUUGAUGGAUUUAAUAAUCGUCGCGGCAGAACGCAACAUAACCGUUCCGAAAAAUGAAAUAAGAGUAUACACUGUAAUCGAGGUCGUAACUGGCACUCGACAAUUCAUGAAGAUGGACAAAAACGGAGACGGUCUACUAUCUCCGGACGAGUAUGCUGCAGACUUUGAGUACGAGUCAACGCGUGAUUUGGCAUCGUCAAAAGAGUCGCCAGAAGUCUUCGAUAGAGCGCAACAUUAUAUAAAUAACAUAUUCAAAGCUAAUAAAGCCAUAAACGUCGCAGAGUUUACUGAAAUUUGUUUGUUAACGGUUAAAUUAGAAGACCGCGUUGAAUCCGACGACGAUGACUGAAAAUUCACAAUAGUAUAUAUAUUUUUAAUUGGACAUGUUUAAUAAUCAUAAUGAUAACAAUACGAGUAAUAUUUGGCCCAGUUUUCAUGUAAUUAUGUAAUACAUGUAUAUAAUUGUUUCUUCUAUACAUUUAUUACCAAAAUAUGUUG
Messenger RNA from Adelges cooleyi (spruce gall adelgid), 1321 nucleotides. RefSeq lists its product as uncharacterized. The transcript is spliced from 9 exons. NCBI's taxonomy places the organism in Eukaryota, Metazoa, Arthropoda, Insecta, Hemiptera, Adelgidae. The coding region runs from base 123 to 1172 and encodes 349 amino acids. The record is from RefSeq and is a predicted model, not a curated record. Gene Ontology annotation, molecular function: calcium ion binding.